Messenger RNA from Trichoplusia ni (cabbage looper), 2906 nucleotides. RefSeq names its product putative pre-mRNA-splicing factor ATP-dependent RNA helicase PRP1 (gene Dhx15). The transcript is spliced from 10 exons. Gene Ontology annotation, cellular component: spliceosomal complex; intracellular anatomical structure. The record is from RefSeq and is a predicted model, not a curated record. Bases 119 to 2329 code for a protein of 736 amino acids. Gene Ontology annotation, molecular function: RNA binding; ATP binding; RNA helicase activity. Lineage: Eukaryota; Metazoa; Arthropoda; Insecta; Lepidoptera; Noctuidae.
UUUUUUUGUUUCAAUGCAGCGAAGUCGCCAUCUUGUUGGAUGUUGAAUUUUACAGGAAAAUUCAAAGAAUUUUCUCGUAUUUUAAUUUGUUUUAGUGUUAUAUGUGUUUUGUUCCGUAAUGUCUAAGCGCCGAAUCGAAGUUAUGGAUCCAUUUAUUAAAAAGAAAAGAGAGGAGAAAGCAGCAGCGGCUGCGAAGUCUGGUGGUAGCGGAGAGACAUCAGACUCAGCGAUCGCCACCAUUGGGAGCACCAUGCCGCCAACAGCCACCAGCACUCCUGGUGUUAACCCAUUCACUGGUUUACCACAUUCACAACGUUACCACGAGCUGCUCCGGCGUCGCCUCGGCCUCCCCGUCUGGGAAUACAAAAACGACUUCAUGAGACUCCUCAACGCCCACCAAUGUGUAGUCCUCGUCGGAGAGACGGGCUCCGGUAAAACAACACAGAUACCACAAUGGUCCGUGGAAUUUGCUGCAGUGACAGCCGGCAAGUCGAAAGGAGUAGCCUGUACACAACCGAGACGAGUAGCCGCCAUGUCAGUCGCACAAAGAGUAGCAGAGGAAAUGGACGUAGCGUUGGGACAGCAAGUCGGUUACAGCAUCCGUUUCGAAGACUGCUCCGGACCACAGACCAUCCUCAAAUACAUGACGGACGGUAUGUUGUUAAGAGAAGCAAUGUCAGACCCCAUGCUAGAACAAUACAGGGUGAUCCUACUCGACGAAGCUCACGAAAGGACGCUAGCCACAGACAUACUCAUGGGUGUACUCAAAGAAGUGAUAAAACAGAGGUCGGACUUAAAACUAGUUAUUAUGUCAGCCACCUUAGACGCGGGCAAGUUUCAACAGUAUUUCGACAACGCGCCGCUUAUGAACGUCCCUGGUAGAACACAUCCUGUAGAGAUAUUCUAUACGCCACAACCUGAAAGGGAUUAUUUAGAGGCAGCCAUCCGUACUGUCAUACAAAUACACAUUUGCGAGGAAAUAUCCGGUGAUAUCUUACUGUUUUUAACGGGACAGGAAGAGAUUGAGGACGCUUGCAAGAGAAUAAAGCGAGAAAUUGAUAAUUUAGGACCGGAUGCCGGUGAAUUGAAGUGUAUACCACUGUACUCCACGUUACCUCCUAACCUUCAACAAAGAAUCUUCGAACCAGCGCCGCCUAACAGAGCGAAUGGUGCAAUCGGACGGAAAGUAGUUGUCUCCACGAAUAUAGCUGAAACUUCCUUGACUAUAGACGGUGUGGUCUUCGUCAUAGACCCAGGUUUUGCGAAACAGAAGGUGUAUAACCCUCGUAUCAGAGUGGAGUCGUUGCUGGUGUCUCCCAUCAGUAAGGCGUCGGCGCAGCAGCGGGCUGGACGCGCCGGACGGACGCGGCCAGGGAAGUGUUUCAGGCUAUACACAGAGAAAGCGUACAAAAAUGAAAUGCAGGACAACACUUAUCCCGAAAUCUUAAGGUCCAACCUGGGGUCGGUAGUACUCCAACUGAAGAAACUAGGCAUCGACGACCUGGUGCACUUCGACUUCAUGGACCCUCCCGCGCCGGAGACACUCAUGAGAGCGCUUGAGCUGCUCAACUACCUCGCGGCUUUAGAUGACGACGGCAACCUGACGGACCUGGGCGCGGUCAUGGCGGAGUUCCCGCUCGACCCUCAGCUCGCCAAGAUGCUGAUCGCCAGCUGCAACCACAACUGUUCCAAUGAGAUCCUCUCGAUCACGGCUAUGCUGUCAGUCCCGCAAUGCUUCGUCCGGCCGAACGAGGCUCGCAAGGCGGCGGACGAGGCCAAGAUGAGGUUCGCGCACAUCGACGGAGACCAUCUCACGCUGCUCAACGUGUACCACGCGUUCAAACAGAACAUGGAAGACCCGCACUGGUGCUACGACAACUUCAUCAACUACAGAUCUCUCAAGUCUGGGGACAACGUGCGCCAACAGCUCAGUAGGAUAAUGGAUAGGUUUAAUUUAAAGAGAACAAGUACAGAGUUUACAAGCAAGGACUAUUACAUUAAUAUAAGGAAAGCAUUAGUUAAUGGAUUCUUCAUGCAGGUGGCCCACCUGGAGCGCACGGGCCACUACCUGACGGUGAAGGACAACCAGGUGGUCCAGCUGCACCCGUCCACCUGCCUCGACCACAAGCCCGACUGGGUCAUCUACAACGAGUUCGUGCUCACCACCAAGAACUACAUCCGCACAGUCACCGACAUCAAACCGGAAUGGCUACUAAAAAUCGCACCACAGUACUACGAACUAAACAACUUCCCACAAUGCGAGGCGCGGAGACAGCUGGAGCUGCUGCAGGCCAGGCUCGACUCCAAAGCCUACCAGGAGGGCUUCUAGGCCUCCGCCUGGCCUGUGCGGCCUCAUCUGGCCUCGGCUUGGACCGCAGUGACCGCAACACUCGUGUGAAAGUGACAGUGCAGUGUUUAUAGUGAUAUAGUAAUACUAAGCUAGUGUUAAAAUAGCUUUCGUGAGCCAAAUUCUGAAUUAUUUGAUUUAGACUCGCUCGCCUGCCACAUCAGCUCAUGAUUAGAAAUCCGGUUCGCUCUGAAAUCAGACAAUCCUGAUACAUAAAUGUGAGUAAACUGUUAUCAAAUUAUUGUUAUUGAAAAGCUAGAGUUUCGAUGAUAUUAUGACAAAUGAACCAAAACUGAAAUAUAUAUUUAAAGCAAGAAUAUUAUUAAGGAAGUGAGACUAGUAUUAUAUUUGCUUGUGCUAUGGUAACAACUGAGUUUAUAGACUUUGUAAGUACACCAUACUUGCUCCCGCAACUGGUUUGGUUCUGUUUUCCAACUUUAUUCAAUUUGAUUUGGUCUUGCAAUGGUAGUAUCUAGUCUAGUCGAUCGAGCGUAGUCCUAAAUCGCGCAACUGCACGAAUUUGUGCUAGUAUUGGCUUCAAGAGUAUCCACUCAAUUGC